Danio rerio (zebrafish) is the source of this 2815-nucleotide messenger RNA. Lineage: Eukaryota; Metazoa; Chordata; Actinopteri; Cypriniformes; Danionidae. The record is from RefSeq and is a predicted model, not a curated record.
UCCGUCCAGCGUGUUUUAUUUUAAACACUACUAAUUUUCUCUUAAAUGAGCACAAACAGUUACUAAAGUAGUCAAAUGCUUCAUUAUAUAUCUGUGCAUUCUUUCAUUAACUCUGUUAACUAUUAACUAUAGUAACUUUAAUCAAUAUGCAAAUACAAUUAAAAGCAAAUUCGUACGUACGGGAUUCGGCGUACGUAGUGUUUCAUACAUCUGAAUUUUUUACUGCGUAGGCAAUGUUUUAGUAUGAUUUCAACGCAAGUCUUCAUACAUAAGGCCCCUCCUGUUUAACAAUGUCCUUUAAAGUGGUUUAAAAUAGGCACAAUAUAUCGUUUCAGCAUUGACAUCGCAAUAUGUGCAUCCACAAUAGUCACAUCGCAAAGAUAUGCAAUGUUGAGUCUGAAUUAUAGUUGACCAGGAGCUACAGAAAUAUAUUCGAUCACUGUAAUUAUAUAGAAUUUAAAUGAUUUAUGAAAAAAAAGUCUCAGAAUUCUUGUCUCGUUUUUAGUCCACAUAUCUACAUUUCAAAGCGAAAAGAAUAUUUCAAGUACCUGACUGGCAGAUAAUUAGGCUUAUUUUUUCUUUCUUCUGACUGAAAACAAAACAUUUUACUUGCUCAAAGAACUGUUUGACGUUUGGACUAAAAACGAGACAAAAACAUAAGAAACCCAUUUUUUUCAUUAUGAUUAUUCAAUUGCUGAAUACUGUUAGAAAACAAUCAAAUAGUGCAAUUAAAAAAUGCCUAAUGAAACUGUAUUCAUAUCGCAAUAUUUAUGACAGAAAAAUAAAUUUUCACAAUAUCAGAUAUGUACUGUAUGAUGCAGACUAAGUUUAAAACAUCUCUUGUUUAAAUUAUAUUGGUUUCAGCUAUUGAAAUGAAGUGUUGAUUAAAGGAAUAAGUCAUUUAAUCCAGUAAUAUUUGACUUUCUCCGUUUUUCUGGCUGCAUCUAUCAUUUUAAAUGUGUUUGUCACAUAGACUGUAAAAGUCUAAACAGUGCUUCACACAUUUAGCGUUUGUUUUGGCUUUUCAGCAUUAUUCUAAUUUGGCGCGUUUUUGAUGAUCCGCCGUUGUUCCCGCCUCUUGGGAUGACGUCAGCACUGACGCGUUCAUUCAGCGUCGAGUCUUCAGAGCUGAGCUCUGCCGCCAUCAGUGAAGGACGAAGACAGAGUUUAUUGAAGGACAGUGAGAAGAUGAGUGAUCCAGAACCCUGCACAAUUAAACAGGAAGAGACUGAAGAACUAAUAGAUGUGAUAUUAAAGGUGAGUGAAGAUGAGGAGGAACAUCAGGUCAAGAGUGAAGGAAAAACUCAAGCAAACACAGAUUAUAGUGUUUCAAUGGACAGAACAGCUGUGAAAUCGUUCACAUGCUCCGAGUGUGGAAAGAGUUUCAGACGACCGUCAGGUUUAUCACAACAUAGGAAGAUCCACACUGGUGUGAGAGAGUUUGUCUGCUCUGAGUGUGAGAAGUCUUUUAUUAAAGCUGGAGACUUGAGACGACACCAGAGGAUCCACACCGGAGAGAAACCGUACAGGUGUUCACACUGCGAGAAGACGUUCAGUCUCUUACAACCACUGAAAGUACAUGAGAAGAUUCACACUGGAGAGAAACCGUACACGUGUAGUCAGUGUGGGAAGAGUUUCAGACAAUCAUCAUCUCUUUAUAAACACUUGAAGAUCCACACUGGAGAAAAGAAACACCAGUGUGAUCAAUGCAGCAAAGCAUUUUCGAGGCCUGCAGAUCUGAACGUCCAUCUUAGAGUUCAUACAAAGGAGAAGCCGUAUUCAUGUUCUGAGUGUGGAAAGAGGUUUACACGGCAGUCAAAUUUAACAAUGCACCAGAAGAUCCACACGGGUGUGCGAGAACUUGUGUGCUUUGAGUGUGGGAAAUCUUUUAUUAGAGCUGGAGACUUGAAACAGCACCAGAUGAAUCACACCGGAGAGAAGCCGUACGUGUGUUCACACUGCAACAAGAGAUUCGGUCAUUUAGGAGGUCUGAAAACGCAUGAGAGGAUUCACACCGGAGAGAAACCGUACACAUGUAUUCAAUGUGGGAAGAGUUUCACACAGUUAGCACAUCUUAAUGAACACAUGCUGAUCCACACUGCAGAGAAAACGCACAAGUGUGAUCAAUGCGGGAAAGCAUUUUUGAGGCCUUACGAGUUGAAGAGACAUCUUAGAGUUCAUAUAAAGGAGACGCCUUUGUUCGGAAAGAGUUUUACACAUCAACACAAUUCACCUUCCUGAAAACUCUUCUCUGCAUUCACAAAAUCAGAUUUCACAGUUGAAUGUAUGUUAAUGAAUUCCAACAUGUGCACUAGAGCUUUGGGUUCGGGUGGGUUUGGGCUUAAUUUCUAUCAUUUUAGACCGGGCCAGACUUGGGUAAAUGAAAAGUCACGUAAUGCAUUUCGAUUAAUGUGAGAAAGUCAUCAAAUCGUUUGUUACAACAUUAAAAUCCCUGCAAAGGUGAAACGAAUGAUGGCGGAGACGUCAAAAAGAGCGAAUUUUGAGUGUGGUCAUGCCGGCCGCCAGUUCAAAAAGAACGGUCAUUCUAGCCGCCAAGGGAUUUCGGCGAUCGCUCAUACACUGCGUAUUACGGUUGUGGGUGUAACGAGGAGACUGACACGGAGGGAUGCAGUAUGCAGUAUUUAUUAAUCACACUCUCACUCAAACAUUCAAUUUGCACAAAGAUGCGAACACACAACAACAGUAGCAGUAAAGGUUUUAAGGCUGGCGGCUGACAGGCACAGAAUGAUUUACCAGGCAUGGGUCAAAAGCAGUCGGCGUGAUUCAGAGUCCGUGUAUCAGGCUUGGGUCGUGG